AUGUUCCCCAAGGCAGCUCUGCUCACCCUCGCUCUUGCGUUCGUCGCUUCCGCUUCGCCGGUUGCGAAGGAUACCCAGAACGGAAUCCGCAUUCCCAUUCACAAGCGUAGCUCGGUGACCAAGGCUGAUGGCACGUUCGACCGCGAGGCUGCCAUUCGGCAGAAGGUCAAGGUGCAGAACAAGCACCGUCAGAACCUGAUGAACAUCGACAAGAACGUCGGUCUGGAGAACUUCAACCAGGGCGCACACAUCCCCGGGUUGGCUGUCCUGCCCCCUUCUCUUCAGAAGCGCCAGGGCGAGUCCCUUUCGGACGAGCAGAACAAUGAGGAGUGGACGGGCACCGUGUCCAUUGGCACGCCCGCGCAGGAUUUUACCAUCGACUUCGAUACUGGUUCUGCUGAUCUCUGGAUCCCGUCCUCCGACUGCUCCGGCUGCCAGGCGAAGAGCUCAUACGAUGCAUCCAAGUCCUCGACGAGCAAGGAGCAGAGCGGUAACUUCCAGAUCCAAUACGGUGACGGUUCUACCGCCUCUGGCCCCAUCUACUCCGAUACCGUCAGCGUUUCCGGUGUGUCGGUUACUGGCCAGUAUCUGUCUGCUGUCAACAGCGAGAGCGGCAACUUGGUCGGUGGGCCGAACGACGGUCUGAUGGGCAUGGCCUUCCCUACCAUCUCUCAGCUCAAAUCGGACCCGUACUUUUGGACUGCUGUUGACCAGAAGGCCGUGAAAGAGGGCGUGUUCGCCUUCAAGCUCUCGACCAGUGGCUCCGAGCUCUACAUCGGGGGCACGGACAACUCGAUGUACUCUGGUGACAUCGAGUACCACGACCUCUCUUCUUCGGCGCAGGGCUUCUGGCAGAUCAGUGGUGCGAGUGCGCUGGUCAACAACAACGCCACGGUUUCGGACUUCGACACCAUCAUUGACUCCGGCACCACGAUCAUGUACGGCCCGCCCGAUGCCGUGUCGCAGUUCUACGCUGCCAUUGACGGUUCGUCCGAGUACGACUCGCAGAACGGAUACUACUCCAUUCCCUGCGACUCCAUCCCGACCAUCGCCUUCUCGUGGGGUGGCAACAACUGGGAGAUCUCCUCGGACGUCUUCAACCUCGGUACUGCCUCCGACGGUAACUGCCAAGGUGCUCUUGCUGCUCAGGACCUCGGUCUCGGUGAUAACGUUUGGCUCCUUGGUGACUCGCUCAUGAGGAACGUCUACACCGCGUUCUCUGUCGACAACAACGCCGUCGGCUUCGCUAAGCUCUCGUAA
This is a messenger RNA of Fomitopsis serialis, 1260 nucleotides long. RefSeq names its product aspartic peptidase domain-containing protein. Gene Ontology annotation, molecular function: aspartic-type endopeptidase activity. NCBI's taxonomy places the organism in Eukaryota, Fungi, Basidiomycota, Agaricomycetes, Polyporales, Fomitopsidaceae. The record is from RefSeq and is a predicted model, not a curated record. Bases 1 to 1260 code for a protein of 419 amino acids. Gene Ontology annotation, biological process: proteolysis. The transcript has 7 exons.